This is a messenger RNA of Raphanus sativus (radish), 936 nucleotides long. RefSeq lists its product as uncharacterized. NCBI's taxonomy places the organism in Eukaryota, Viridiplantae, Streptophyta, Magnoliopsida, Brassicales, Brassicaceae. The record is from RefSeq and is a predicted model, not a curated record. The coding region runs from base 97 to 795 and encodes 232 amino acids. Gene Ontology annotation, biological process: mRNA cis splicing, via spliceosome. The transcript has 7 exons. Gene Ontology annotation, cellular component: catalytic step 2 spliceosome. Gene Ontology annotation, molecular function: RNA binding.
UCGUAAACACGCCCGAGUCAUCUCGUCACUCACUUUGAUUUUGAUUUGAUCGUCUCUCUCUAGUUGGGAAUUAGGUUUUUUUUUUCUUUUCCGAAGAUGACGACGGCAGCUAGGCCAACGUGGGCUCCGGCGAAGGGAGGAAACGAGCAAGGUGGCGCUCGUAUCUUCGGCGCGUCUCAGAAGUACUCGUCCCGUGACGUCGCUGCUCACACAACCUUAAAACCAAGGAGGGAAGGGCAACACACUCAAGAGGAAGUGGAGAAGAAGAAUCUUCGUGAUGAGCUUGAAGAGCGUGAGAGGAGACACUUCUCUUCUAAAGACAAAUCCUACACUGGUGAUGAUAGAGACCGCAGGAGAGGGAACCAGCUACUACUGGAAGGCUCUAAAAGGGACCCUGAAGAUCGGAUUGUUCCUCGCAGUGUAGAUGCUGAUGAUUCCGAUGUUGAUAUCAAAAGCGAUGAUGAUAGUGAUGACGAAAGUGAUGAUGAUGACGAGGACGACACCGAAGCCCUUAUGGCUGAACUCGACCAGAUAAAGAAAGAAAGGGUGGAGGAGAGGCUCAGGAAGGAAAAGCAGCAGCAGAUGGAAGAGCUAAACGCCAAAGAAGAAGAGCUUCUCAAAGGAAACCCACUGCUGAACAACACUCCAACUUCGUUUAGUGUCAAAAGGAGGUGGGAUGAUGAUGUGGUAUUCAAGAAUCAGGCACGUGGGGAAAUGAAAGCACCUAAGCGAUUCAUCAAUGAUACAAUCAGGAAUGACUUCCACAGAAAGUUCCUACACAGAUACAUGAAGUGAUUGAGCAAUUUGUUGCUGCAUGAUGUCUGUAUAACGAAUGAACUAUAUACAAGGCUUUCGUAUUCUGUCUCUUGUACUAAAACAGAAGCUAAUCAACGAAUGUUAUAUGGUUUAUGAUUAAAAUCUUAUGCGCUUGACUUC